GACUCCAUCCCCUCUUCCAGAGGAUUAAUUAUCUAAAGGAAGUGGUUGUUGCGCUACUGUUAGGACUGUACCUGAUCCUGCUGGGCAAAGGAGUGUCAUGUUGUCAGCUGGAAUUGCGCAGUGAGGGCAAAUUUGUGGUGUUAGAGAUAAACAACAAUGUAGAGCUUGAAGUCUUCAUUCUGAGCUAGCAGAGGGGGAAUUAACAGGAAAGAUACGACUGGGUCUUGGCGGCAUGUUGGUGGACAAACAGAAGCUCUUCCAUCCACCAGAAAUGGAUGCUUGUAUAAGGGGAGGACAGUGGCUAAAUCUCAGCACCCUCUGGGAUACAAACCCAACAUGGGAACGCCGGCCAUGCUUCUCCGAGAUCAAGAGAGGCAGCUACUUUCCAGGAACUGGGAUAGCUAUAUUUAAAACAUCUGAUCUACCUGAACUUAAAACAGAGGAGGCCUGUAUCAAAAUUGAGAUCUUUGGAUCUUGGACGGGGACAACGCUGAGUUUCCAAAGCACAGGAUUCCAGUAUGUUUUGAGACGAGAGGCUCAGUUGGGCCUAAAAGAGGGAUCGGAAACCGCUUCACUUCCCCAUGAACCUGCUCCCUUUACUGUCAACAUACUGAAACAUGCCUUUGUGGUAAACAGCAAAGCAGGGCUUGAAACGGAAAGUCUGGAUUUUUUCUCCAUGUGGAAAAAGGGGAUGCUACUGGCUCUUGGAGGAGUGCCAGAUGAGAGAGAGGCCACAAAAGUAUACAUCACCUGUGAGGAUGUUUGGAGAAAAUACUUGUCCAAGUCCAGGUCAUUGAUCUUGAUCAGGCAUUGUACAAACACUCAUCAGUGUAAUCUCACAGCUGUCCUGCAGAAGCAAUGAAUGAACUCACUUAAUAGAGAUUCAUGUUAAUCACCAAAGCAAGCUAAAGUAUAAGAUUUUCUUUGUGGUGCACUCAUCUGUAAUAUGUAGACCUAUUUACACAGCUACUCAAUGUUCAGUUGACCCA
This is a messenger RNA of Xyrauchen texanus (razorback sucker), 989 nucleotides long. RefSeq lists its product as uncharacterized. Bases 233 to 862 code for a protein of 209 amino acids. The transcript has 5 exons. NCBI's taxonomy places the organism in Eukaryota, Metazoa, Chordata, Actinopteri, Cypriniformes, Catostomidae. The record is from RefSeq and is a predicted model, not a curated record.